CAAUUUUCAUUGAUCACACAAGCUGCACGUGGGACGAGGACGCUUUUAUCAAAAUGGGUCGGCCAGGAUUUUCGCCAAGAGGCGGUGGCUUUGGAAGCAGAGGGGUGGGGGGCAGAGGAGGUGGAGGGAGGGGUGGUUUCCGUGGUGGCGGUGGAGGGGGAGGUUUUCGUGGCGGUGGUGGUUUCCGUGGAGGUGGGGAGGGGGGAAGAGGGGGCUUCAGAGGCGGGCGUGGUGGGUCACGAGGAGGAAGAGGAGGUUUCACCCCAAGAGGCAGAGGUGGUAUGAGAGGAGGGAGAGGAGGUGCUAGAGGUGGCAUGAGGGGAGGCAGAAAAGUCGUCAUAGAGCCGCAUCGAUUGGAAGGAGUCUUUAUUGCUCGUGGGAAGGAAGACGCUCUGGUUACCAAGAACCUGGUACCCGGCGAGACGGUGUACGGAGAGAAGAAAAUCUCUGCUGAGGAUGGCGACAUCAAGACAGAAUACAGAGCCUGGAAUCCCUUCCGAUCCAAGUUGGCGGCGGCCAUUUUGGGCGGAAUCGACAAGAUCCACAUGAAGCCUGGAUCGAAGGUGUUGUACCUUGGGGCUGCCUCGGGCACAACUGUGUCACAUGUCUCCGAUCUCGUAGGACCGGAGGGCCUCGUCUACGCUGUAGAAUUCUCCCACAGAUCGGGUCGGGACCUCAUCAACGUUGCUAAGAAGCGCACCAACAUCAUCCCCAUCAUUGAAGAUGCCAGACAUCCCCACAAAUACAGAAUGCUGGUCGGUAUGGUUGACUGUAUAUUUGCCGACGUGGCCCAGCCCGACCAGGCCCGUAUCGUGGCCAUCAACGCACACAGCUUCCUCAAGAACGAAGGCAACUUUGUCAUCUCCAUCAAGGCCAACUGUAUUGAUUCCACGGCCCAACCGGAGGUCGUCUUUGCAGGCGAAGUCAAGAAACUCAUAGCAGAGAAGCUGAAACCGCAGGAGCAGCUGACGCUGGAACCGUACGAGAGAGAUCACGCGGUCGUCGUAGGAGUUUACAGAGCACCUUCCAAAAAGAAGUGAGUUCCCUUCGCACUGCACCAAGCUUCCGUAGUCUCCAAGUCUGCAUUGGUACCCAGUCAAUUUCAUAUACCUCUGUUCAAUUUUUGUUGAACUUCUUUUCUUUUUCGGCACAGAGUACUAAUUUGUCUUUUCUCCAGCCAUUUUUUAAAGUUGUAAUCAUGCACUUAAACAUUGAAAGGGACUACAAUCAACUGUAUAUUUGAGUUUCCAUUAAUUUUUACUAGUCCACACCCCUUGUAUUCUUUUGAUUUAACCUGGACCUGCUUUCUAACAAAAUUUUUUAAAGCUGUGAUUACAUGUAUAUGAAGUGAUACCUCUGAAAGGACUUGGGUCAAUGUUAUACGUCCAUUUGGCAGAAGGGAAAAACCAACCUUUCCUGUCUUACAAGAGAGUACCAGCCAUGGCUGGUAACCAGUAUGUAACUGGUAGAGAAUACCAGCCAUGGUUGGUAACCAGUAUGUAACUGGUAGAGAAUACCAGCCAUGGCUGGUAACCAGUGUGUCACUGGCAGAGAAUACCAGCCAUGGCUGGUAACCAGUAUGUAACUGGUAGAGAAUACCAACCAUGGUUGGUAACCAGUGUGUCACUGGUAAAGAAUUCCAGCCAUGGUUGGUAACCAGUACUCCAUCUCUUCAUAGUAAGAAAUUCCCAAUGCAUUGUUUUUGCAAUAAGCCAAUUCGGUAUUCCAACUAUGCGAGUGCACGUCUAGACCAAGUAACUGGGGCGCGAGAACUCCUUUUUCAAAUUUUGGUUUGAAACAAAAUAAAUUUGUUGCACACAAAUCAUGAUCACAUGACCUCUACAAGAUACAAAAUAUUACACUUGUGGAAACUGGUCAAAUGCCAUCGAUUUGCAGAUCACAAAUUGAUCGUGAAUAGCAUUACCGGAGCACCAGUAGUUCGUCUUUGACACCUUAAGAAGCCAUUAGGCGAUGUGUAAUGUAUUUUAUCAUGUCUUCAUCGUCAUUUUGGCAAUAAUUUUGAAAUCCAUUGUGUGCAUUUAUCUAGUAUAUUUAUGCCACAGGUAAAAUCAUCGAAUCUUGUUUUGCAAAUGUGCUGUUGGAAUAUUGAUUUUGCUUAUUGUUAAUUACUUUUUUAACUGUUAAAGAGUCAUCUUGUUAAAUCUCCAGGAUAAAAAGUCAAGCUGCUUAAACUGAAUGCUUAUAAUGUGUCACAAUCAAGGAGACAAAAUCUACUUCUUUUUUUACAAAUUAAACUAGACUGUUUUCUUGUGCAUUGUAAUAAAAAGAAACACUGCUCAGCUUGAGAUAGAGA
Messenger RNA from Patiria miniata (bat star), 2314 nucleotides. RefSeq names its product rRNA 2'-O-methyltransferase fibrillarin-like. The coding region runs from base 54 to 1040 and encodes 328 amino acids. Gene Ontology annotation, cellular component: nucleolus; Cajal body; box C/D methylation guide snoRNP complex. Gene Ontology annotation, biological process: rRNA methylation; box C/D sno(s)RNA 3'-end processing. The transcript is spliced from 9 exons. Gene Ontology annotation, molecular function: histone H2AQ104 methyltransferase activity; rRNA methyltransferase activity; RNA binding. The record is from RefSeq and is a predicted model, not a curated record. NCBI's taxonomy places the organism in Eukaryota, Metazoa, Echinodermata, Asteroidea, Valvatida, Asterinidae.